AUGGAAAAACAGACCUAUUGCUCUGUUUGUCAAAAGGAGAAGGAAACAAUAGAACAUUCUUUGUUUUGGGCAGCAUGGUUUGUGAGCCCAUGUGCAUAUAAACCAAAUCCAAUUGGAUUUCCUUUAUUUACAACUUGGUGGUUACAAUUGCUUCAGCAAGAUACUAUUGAAGUGGAAAUUCUCGAAACUUUUACUUGCUGGCAGAUUUGGAAAGAGCGUAAUAGAUUGGCGUUUGAAAAUGUAACUCCCGAUCCUCUAGCUACAGCAAGAAGGGUAUAUAAAAUGAUGGAAGAACAGAGGCUUUUGAAUUCUCCUCUUUCUGCAGAUAGAGAAGUUGAUUCCCAUCCUAAUGCCACAGUGAGAUGGGUUCCUCCUCUUGCUGGUUUCAUAAAAAUUAAUUGUGAUGUGGCGUGGAAAGAUCAUCAGCACUUUGCAGCUAUUGGAGUUGUAGGUAGAGACAGUAAUGGAAAUGAGAAGUUAAGAGUAGUUUUGCAGGCGGUGCUUUUGGCCCAAUCCAGAGGUUUUGCUUCUAUCAUUGUUAGAUCAGACUCGCAAAUUGUUGUAACCAAUCUCAGUAAUGCUCAUGAUCAAAGUUUACACGCUUCUGCAGUACAAAACAAAUUAGUAUCAGAGCAUGGGAAUGAUAUUGUGAAAGAUGUUUACACGCUUCUGCAGUGCACAACAAAUUGGUAUCAGAGCAUGGGAAUGAUAUUGGUGAGUUUGGUUGAAGGUGGAGCUGCUGCGACAUGUAAAAGUCGCACAUGCAAUAAUGGUGAUGGUGGAGAGUUGAAAUUGAAGUGGAGCUCUUGA
Hevea brasiliensis (rubber tree) is the source of this 810-nucleotide messenger RNA. RefSeq lists its product as uncharacterized. The transcript is spliced from 5 exons. The coding region runs from base 1 to 810 and encodes 269 amino acids. The record is from RefSeq and is a predicted model, not a curated record. Lineage: Eukaryota; Viridiplantae; Streptophyta; Magnoliopsida; Malpighiales; Euphorbiaceae.